This is a messenger RNA of Pongo pygmaeus (Bornean orangutan), 5394 nucleotides long. RefSeq names its product TNF alpha induced protein 1 (gene TNFAIP1). NCBI's taxonomy places the organism in Eukaryota, Metazoa, Chordata, Mammalia, Primates, Hominidae. The transcript is spliced from 8 exons. Bases 1990 to 2940 code for a protein of 316 amino acids. The record is from RefSeq and is a predicted model, not a curated record. Gene Ontology annotation, cellular component: Cul3-RING ubiquitin ligase complex. Gene Ontology annotation, molecular function: protein binding; ubiquitin-protein transferase activity. Gene Ontology annotation, biological process: protein ubiquitination; protein homooligomerization; proteasome-mediated ubiquitin-dependent protein catabolic process.
GACUCCCCAGCCGGCUGGGCUGGGCCGCACUCCGGGCGGAGUCGGCGAGCGCAGGAUGUGAGCUCACAGCUUGGGACUGCUGGUGGGCAGGCUGCUGCAGGCUAGGGGCGGCUCGGAGUCCGCUGGCCACCCAGCUGAGAGGAGAGGCGCCCCCGGGGACGUCAUUGGCAGCCUCCUGGUGAGGGCUCACCUCCCAUACCCAACCCUUGUGGCAAAUGAAAGAGUCUCCCAGACAAGCCGCCAAAGGAAUUCACUGCUUCACACAGCACCCACGCUGGCUGUCCACUUCCUCGGACAUUCUUCCUAGGGACUUACUUAAAUCUUUUCAGGUACAAUUUCAGUCUAACAAACUGACAUAUGUUAAAUACUUAAAAUGUGCAUGGCAUUGUGCUAAGCACCAUUAGGGGAACACAGCAGUAAACUUGGGAAACCAGUGCCCUGCUUCUGGGUUACACUUACAAGGGAUGAGCAACUGUAAACUCCUGCAUGUGAUGAGCAUUCGGUGAAAUCAUUCCACUUUUUUUCUGUCUCCAUUAUUACCGAUGUGGUCCAGGCUGCCAUCAUCUCUUCUUGCCUUGACUACUGCUUCCUCUGGUCUUCCCACUUUCUCUCUUGCACCUUUACAAUUCAUUCUCUAACCAGCAGCAAGUUAUCUUUUCAAAAUACACUACAAGCAAGUCAGAUCAUAUCACUCCCCUGCUUGUAAUCCUCCAGUUGAUUCAUAUACUAUAUAGCAAUUGGUAUGAAAUCCACACUUUGUUAUCAUCUAAAGCCUGCCUUCCCUGACUUGACAUCAAACCAACUUCCCCCUACUGUCUGUGCACCAGCCAUUAUGACCUUAUUUCUGAUCCUAAAACUUGUUUUUAUUUUAUUGUUGUUAAGACGAGAUUUCCCUAUGUCACCCAGGCUGACCUGCCCAGGCUCAAGCCGUCAUCCCACCUCAGCCUCCCGAGCAGCUGAGACCACAGGCAUGAGCCACCAUAUCUGGCUAAUUUUUUUUUUAUUUGUAGAAACAAACUCUCACUAUGUUGCCCAGAUUGGUCUUGAACUCCUGGGCUCAAGCAGUCUGCCCACUUCGGCCUCCUAAAGUGCUAGGAUUACAUGUGUGAGCCACCACACCCGCCCCCUAAAACUUGUUUCUAACAGGAACUUUGCACUUACUCUUCCAUCUGUCUAGAAAGCUCUCUUCAAACCUCAGCUGAAAUGUCACCAUCCCAAAGAUGCUUUUCCUGUCCCUCUGUCUAAAUUAGUGCCUCUCCCUAAUCACUCUCAUAUCACUGUUUUAUUAUCUUUAUUGCAUUUAUCAGGUUCUGGAAUUAUCUGCUUAUUUAUUUAAGUCCUUGUUGAUAGUCUGUUUCCUUCCACUAGAAUGUAAGCUCCAUGUGGACAUGACUUUCUAUAUGUGUUCUCUUCUGAGUACCCAAUGCCUGGCACGUAGGGGUACAAUAAAUGCUAGCUCUCUCUGUUUUUAAAAAUUCCUGUUAUGAUGCUUCUUUGAACUGUUUGAAGGCAAAGACAAUAUUUUUUCAUUGUUCCCUACUGCUUAGCAUAGUAGGCACGCAGUAGUUUAAUUGCUGAAUGAGUUAAAUGAGCUAGUACCUAUUAAAUGCCAAGAGAUGGGGAUCACUUGAGCCUGGGAGUCAAAGGCUGCAGUGAGCCGAGAUGGUGCCACUGCACUCCAGCCUAGGUGACAGAGUGAGACACUGUCUCUAAGAAAAAAAAAAAAAGAAAGCAAAAUGGCAGGGACUUAGCCUCUGCCAGGGAGCAGUGCUUGGGCUUGUCAGGGAGAGAAUGAGUACAGUCGUGUUUCUGCUAUCGUCUCCUCCUGAGCUCUCUCUGCUGGUUCGUGUCUUCUCUUCCGUCUCCCAUGUACAGCACUGAGAGUAUGAGGCUCUGGCCUCCACUGGCCACUCACUCGUGACCGUUUCCACCACGGCGGAGCAUUCCAAGCCUACCUCCUGCCGUGUGGUUAUCUACCUGCAACGGGAGAUGUCGGGGGACACCUGCCUGUGCCCGGCCUCAGGGGCCAAGCCCAAGCUCAGUGGCUUCAAGGGAGGAGGGUUGGGCAACAAGUAUGUCCAGCUCAAUGUGGGCGGCUCUCUGUACUACACCACUGUGCGGGCCCUGACCCGCCACGACACCAUGCUCAAGGCCAUGUUCAGCGGGCGCAUGGAGGUGCUGACCGACAAAGAAGGCUGGAUCCUCAUAGACCGUUGUGGAAAGCACUUUGGCACCAUUUUGAAUUACCUCCGAGAUGACACCAUCACCCUCCCUCAGAACCGGCAAGAAAUCAAGGAAUUGAUGGCUGAAGCAAAGUAUUACCUCAUCCAGGGGCUGGUGAACAUGUGCCAGAGUGCCCUGCAGGACAAGAAGGACUCCUACCAGCCUGUGUGCAACAUCCCCAUCAUCACAUCCCUAAAGGAGGAGGAGCGGCUCAUCGAAUCCUCCACCAAGCCCGUGGUGAAGCUGCUGUACAACAGAAGCAACAACAAGUAUUCCUACACCAGCAACUCUGAUGACCACCUGCUGAAAAACAUUGAGCUGUUUGACAAGCUCUCCCUGCGCUUCAACGGCCGCGUGCUCUUCAUCAAGGAUGUCAUUGGUGACGAGAUCUGCUGCUGGUCCUUUUAUGGCCAGGGCCGUAAGCUGGCAGAGGUGUGCUGUACCUCCAUCGUGUAUGCCACAGAGAAGAAGCAGACCAAGGUGGAAUUCCCAGAGGCCCGAAUCUAUGAGGAGACACUCAAUGUCCUACUCUAUGAGACUCCCCGCGUCCCCGACAACUCCUUGUUGGAGGCCACAAGCCGUAGCUGCAGCCAGGCUUCCCCCAGUGAAGAUGAGGAGACCUUUGAACUGCGGGACCGUGUCCGCCGCAUCCACGUCAAGCGCUACAGCACUUACGAUGACCGGCAGCUCGGCCACCAGUCUACCCAUCGCGACUGACCAGACCCUCAGGGAGUCAGGGCACGGGAGGCCCUAUCUCCCGUCCUGUGGAACCCGCCCCAUUGGCCACCCCAUGCUGCUGCUGCCUGGGUCUCUGCUCUAGCACCCAGAGGCAUGACAGGCCCUGCUCAGAGGUCAGAGGGUCUGGGCAGAGGAGGGACCACAUUCCCCUGCCUUGCCCCUGAGCACUUCUGGAGACUGCGUCCUGUCCUAUCUGCUCACCAUCACCCUUCCUGCCUGACAGGGAGCUGCUUCUGCUCCCUGGGGCAUAUGGACUGACCCACCUCCUGCUGAGAACCUUCCCCUAGGCCCUGUGCGGAAGGGCUACUGCCCCUUAGGCCUCAGCUGAGGCCCAUGGGGAAUGGGUUCAUUCUGGGGGAAAGGCAGCUCCUGGUGCUGUAGAGGCCCAGUUUUAUAACAGAAAGGGACGUCUUUUUUCCUAAGGUGUUUAAGCACAGGCUUGAUAAGUUUGGUUUUUAAAAAAUAAUCUAGGAAAUGAAUAGUUCUAAAUCUAGUAAUGAGGAAACUGGGCACUUCUUUGCCCUUCAGGGUGCCAAGACCCUACAUAUGACAGAACCCUUGGCCCUUCUCCAUGCCUGUGGGAUCUGUUUCUUUAAAGCACUUUGUACUGUUAUUCAGGAGGUUGAUAUUCUCCUUGACCCAUGUCUUUCUACCCUAAUCCCCACUUCCCUGCAGAAUCAAUCUGAGGGAGGAGAUAAAGAGGAAGCAAUAAAAAAAAAACAUCCGACAGAGCAGCUCUGGCUUUGCCAGCCUGGCCAGCAGCUCAGAGUGCACCGAGGAGGGAAGGAUGGCUAAGCUGGGACCGGCAGUCCUCACAGGGUGCCUGUGAGAAAGGACAUUUUACCCCCCGAUCUUAAGAGUCACAUCACUGACUCCUAGGUCUAGCACGACUGCUCUUUGUGAUUCUCUUGAGUACUGUUGGCUUCCAGCCAUGCUGUCCUCACAUACGGUAAAGCCAAAGAGCUGUCACGGGCCAGAAACAUGAGCCACAGCAGGAAGACCGUGGAGCCCAUGGGCACUGCAUGGUAUUGGCUGGCAUGCCCAUCAGCUGAGGACAGCAAACUCAGAGCCCAGUGCUCCCAGCAGCCCCUGCAGAGGUGGCACAUGCUUGGCCACACAUCUACUCCCUGCCCACACCAUCUAUGCUCUUGGUUUGUCCUGGCUGGGAUGGCAGUUCUGCCCAGUGGUGUCUCUGAGCGCAGGAUGACAGGAGCAACCGAAGCACCCUGAAGGCCUUCACUCCUUGUUGGGUAACUCAGCCAUGGAGAUGCCAAGCACUAGCCAGGAGGUGAAUUCCUCUUUAGGGCUUUGGUUUUCAUUCCUUUUUGUUUGGCUUGGCCAAACCAGAAUUCAGCUUAUCUGAAUUAUUUUCCAAAGGAAUGCUGUCAGGGAGGGACUAUUCUGCCAGCCUAAAAAAGCAACAUAGCCACGUGUAGUACCCACUUUCUGCUCUUUGGAGAGAACACAGGUUAUCAAGUUCAUCUCUCUUGACUACUCUUAUGAUAGCUGAUGCCACAGAGCCUAUGGGCAAAUGCCAGACCCAGGGUCAGACACGAGGACCUGAAGUGACAUGACGGCGGGACAGGGGAAAUGUGACUAAUUAGGGAUUUUAUGUUAGUCACAGUCUUUAAUGUAUAAACAGCACUAAGACUCUCAGGUCAGGUACCUUGGUGAUCAGCUACUAGUUCUUCCAGCCCUCAUUGAGGUAACAAGAUAAAGACAAAUCCACUUCUUUGGCCAAAUUCAGGCUUUGGCUUUAUGGCUUUCCCACAGGACUGGAAUGCGUCAGCCUGAGACCACUGGCCUAUUUUCUCAGCUGUCCUCUUGAGGUCCUUUAAUACUCAAAUUCCCAGCUCCCCACGGAGGUGUUUUGAUGCUUGCCUUUUGACCUCCUCAUCCCCUUUAGUCCCUGCUUACUACUUUGACAUUCACAUCCUCAGUGUUUCGGUCUUUUUUGCUGAGAAAGCACAGUAGUCUGGGACUGGGCAUUUAUCUUCUCUGACUGAAAAUCUCUCCUUGGUCUUAAGGAAAAUACUAACAUUGAACUCACUGACAUGAUCUUAGCUUCUUUAAUCAGACUUUGUGACUUAAAAGUUUGGGGGUUUUCUUUGAAAGUUUCCAGCCCUAUUCAGAAAGCAACUCUUGGCUGUGUGCAUUUUUCAACUCCAAGCAGCCCAGGGGUAAGUAAACAAAAAAGUAUGGAUGAAGGUCAGACUUUCUUGUCAGUUUCUGAGAAACCUGGCAGCCUGCUGUUAACAACACAGACCAGUAUUGGGUUUUAUUGAAUUUGGUAUGUGACCAAGGUUGGCCUAAAGGAUGGCGCAGGUCCUGGGCAGGAAAGAAUUUUUCCUUUAUCACAUAACUAAUAUUUGGUUGCUCAGCAUAAGUGAUGGAAGCAAACACUAAUUUCUAAUAAAAUUGUGUUAAACUCAA